Molecule: messenger RNA, 1068 nt
Organism: Penicillium concentricum
Lineage: Eukaryota; Fungi; Ascomycota; Eurotiomycetes; Eurotiales; Aspergillaceae
Exons: 2
Coding region: 1-1068 (355 amino acids)
Source: RefSeq, a predicted model, not a curated record
AUGUCCAACGAAACCAACGAAACCGAAACCGAAGAUGCUACCCCCGGUAUUGAAUGGCCUUCUCCACCACCCCAAAGGACACACCCCCCGAGCGAGCUCCCUCCCCGCCACGAAAACACUAGCCUUCAGUCUCAAUCAGGCUCAAUACCCUCUGUGAUUAGGGGCUGGUAUGCCCCACCAGCCCCCUGGCAGGUGCAAUCCAACUCUCCAGCAACCCCAGCAACCCCAAAGACCAGUCAAACUGCCGGUCAAGCCGCUGGUCAAACCGCUAAUCUAACACCGAGUCAAAUUGCCGGCCAAACUCCGAUUCAAAUUGCUGAUCAAACGCCUCGUCAAACUGUUGCUCAGACGCCCAACAAAAUCUCUAGAGCUUCACCUCUUUCAACUGAAGAUGAUCUCGAGUUACUACGCAUUGCCAUUUACUAUAAAGAUCGGUUUACUAACAUGAAGGGUAAUGCCGCUCUUUAUGAGGCGAUUGCAGAAAUAUGGAGGGCCAAUACUGGGCGGAAUAUCAGUCACCAAACGGUUCAUAAGCAUGUCACUGACAGGCUAAAAGAGCAUGCCGCUAUACUUGCCAUACCGGAAGCUGGUCGGGCUAGAAUGAACGCUACCGAAACUGCUAUUUUUGAUUAUGCCAAUGAGAUAUACGAAGUGCUACAACACAACUUAGUAGCAGAAGAACGACGAAAGGAGCUCGCUAGUGCAGGUACUAAGCCUCAAACAAAUACCGACUCUGUGCGGGAUGAUGUAGCCGAUGAAUUAGUGCAGCGAGCAAGAGAUAAAAGGCCUAGAAAUCCGGCAAAUUCUAGCCAGGAAGAAAAUGAGCGCCCAACAGCCCGGCCACGAACCAGGCCUCCCUCGCCACCGGCUGACUCGCCAUCACUACAUACAGAAAUGGCCUUAUUUCUUAGUAUGAUGAAUAGUCGAGCAGCCAGCGAGGCCUCAACUGCGGCUAAAAGGUCAGAUAUCACUAGGCUAGAACGCCGAAUUGAUAGCAUGGCUGCUACUAUGGACGGGAUGAUGGGUUUGCUUAGAACCCUUGUGCAGAGACAACCAAGGUCCAAUUAA